CAACAUUUGCAAUUACCAUGUCAGUCUUAGUCAUUGUCACACAGACAUACACACAUACCAUAUCAUUGUUUGCAUGAAGCCACAGGAUUUUAAAAAAGCAAAUAAUUUUUUGAAUCAUGCAGUUUUGGAAUAUAAUAUAUAUAAGACCACAGGGACUUAUCACGCGAUAAUUUAUCGUAUUUUGACGACUACGAGGAUGGACACUCAACACACUCCCAGUCCCACCCUAUUCUGAGGUGUCAUGGCCCAGAUUGCCAUCAGAGAUGCUUCUCUCACGGCCCACAUCAGAGAUCCUGGAGCCAGGGUGAGGGAACUGUGUAAUUAUGCUUGUAAGGUGGAGAUUGACCCUCAGAUUCCCCCGCGGCGGUACUUAAGAUCUGGCCAUGAAGUAUUAAGGAUGGCAAAGGUCUACCAGGAUGAGAAGAACUACGAGCAGGCAUUUAUCCUGUAUACAAAAUUUAUAUCUUUGUUUGUUGAAAAGUUGCCAAAACAUCCUGACUACAAAAUGGCCCCUGUUGAUGAUGUGUCAGCAAUAAAAAAGAAAGUGAAGCUUGUGUUUCCCAUCGCUGAAGAGUUGAAAACCAUUUUGAAGAAGAGAUACAAGGAUAUAGAAAAGAAACGUUUAGAGGAGGAGCGCAUUCAACAAGAGCAACUAGAGAGAGAACAAGAGAGACAACGACAGGAGGAAGCAGCGAGACAGCAGGAAGAGGAAGCAAGACAGAUACAGGCUCGCAGCGUAGCAGAAGCAAAAUGGCUGGAUGAACAGGAACACAAGCUACAGGAAUUAAAAGAGAAAGAGUUAUUGAAAAAUAUUGACCAAGACAGUGAGAGUAAUGAGAAAGUUGUGAAAGAUAAUGACACAUCAGGACUGAACAAUCAGCGUCCAUCAGCAACAGCAGGAAGUCUGACAUACAUACAUAAUGAUCUUGGAGAGAGACCUGUGGAGAAAAAUCUCAUGAAAGAUUCCCAGUACCCAAAUAUUCCUGAUAGAGAGCUGAAGAAAAACUUAGUGAUUUCAGAUUACUCCACCCCAACAAUAAAUGGUUCUCCUGACAUUGACAGAAGCACCAAGCCUGACCACUUCACCAGCACUGGGUUCUCGGGGCUCCGGGAAGUGGUAAUACCAUCAGAUCUGAUGAGGAAGUUCCUGGUUAUUGCUGAACACAAUACCUUAAGAAACAUUGAAACCUGUGGCAUUCUUGCUGGCAAGUUGGUACAUAACAGUUUCCACAUCACCCAUGUGCUGAUACCAAAACAAUCCGGAACUACAGAUACAUGUGUUGCAGAGGAUGAGGAGGACUUGUUUCUUUACCAGGAUCCAAGAGAUCUUAUUACUCUUGGGUGGAUCCAUACACAUCCAACCCAGACUGCUUUCCUCUCCAGUGUGGACAUGCACAAUCAGUACGGCUACCAGGCCAUGCUGCCCGAGGCAAUAGCCAUUGUUUGUGCACCUAAGUAUCAAGAGACUGGAAUAUUUACACUGACAUCAGAACGAGGCCUUCCUGAGAUUGGUAAAUGUAGAGAGAGGGGAUUUCACCAACACACCAAAGUCCCACCACUGUUUGAUUCUUGUUCCCAUAUCCGUUUGGUGGAUACAGAGAGAAUUGAAAUGGCUGACUUACGACGGAAGUGAUUGGUACCUGUUACAUCUGGGUAGUGUGAUAUUAUGGUGCUUAUGACCAGCAAAAUUAAUAAUGAACCUAAAAUAUGAUUAAUAUACAUACAUUUACUUGAAUGUGUAUACAAGUCACAAGACCAGAUGUAUUACAAUUUUCAUUUAUAUUUAUUUAUUACACUUUUGCUCCAGUUUUCUAUCAAUUUGUUUGUAAUUUGUGUUAUUAAAGACAUUGAAAUGAAAAUUGAAACAGUAUUUACCAGGUUUUACAUAAAAGCCACAUGUGACCGCUAUUUUGUUUUGCGAGUUCCCUUUCAAUUUUUGACACCUUCUAGGUUUAUUGUAUAGUAGAAUAUACUUAAUUACCUGCAAAAAUUCCACACAUACAAGCGUGUCAUUUCAAGUAAGACCAGGGAUGCAUAUAAACUUUAUUGUUAGGAAUUUCUUUAUUGAAGUUACAGAAGAUGUUAUGUGUCUCCCUCUAAUCAGUAUGUGAAGUAGUCGUCAUCAUCAGUGGACUUGUAUACACUAUACUUUCAUCAUCUGCGCAGAAAACAUUAUUUAUAUAUGGUUUUAUACUUUUCCUGUGUUGAUAUUAAUAACUUUUAUUUUAAAUUGUAAAGACAGCAUAUGUAUAUGUAUGUAAAAAUGCUAGAAUGUAUUUGUAACUGCCAGUUGUUCAUUGUUUUGUACAUUAAGUCUCAAUACCAUUACGAUGUUGUACAGGUGUGUAUUUGGGCAUGUCAAACACUGCAGUGUGUUGUUUCUUGUAGUUGGUCCAAUUGGGACAACUUAUUUAUAAACUAGUCUGUUAGUAUUCGGAUUUUUAGAUUGUAAAUUGAUAGAACUGGAUAAUGUUUUAAGUUAUCCCUGUAAGCAUUGACAAUGGUACCAUGCAGAAAUAGGCGACAAGAACCACCAUACCAAGUACUGUUUAAUAUGAUUUAAUGAUUGCUUAAAUCAAACUAUAAAUGGCAUAAGAUCAUCAAAUUUA
Molecule: messenger RNA, 2609 nt
Organism: Ostrea edulis (European flat oyster)
Lineage: Eukaryota; Metazoa; Mollusca; Bivalvia; Ostreida; Ostreidae
Product: STAM-binding protein-like
Exons: 10
Coding region: 242-1633 (463 amino acids)
Biological process (GO): protein K63-linked deubiquitination
Cellular component (GO): endosome; membrane
Molecular function (GO): protein binding; K63-linked deubiquitinase activity; metal-dependent deubiquitinase activity
Source: RefSeq, a predicted model, not a curated record